Molecule: messenger RNA, 444 nt
Organism: Lycium ferocissimum
Lineage: Eukaryota; Viridiplantae; Streptophyta; Magnoliopsida; Solanales; Solanaceae
Product: cytochrome P450 71AU50-like
Exons: 2
Coding region: 1-444 (147 amino acids)
Molecular function (GO): iron ion binding; monooxygenase activity; oxidoreductase activity, acting on paired donors, with incorporation or reduction of molecular oxygen
Source: RefSeq, a predicted model, not a curated record
AUGACAAAAACACAAGAAGAGCUAGACAGUGUCAUUGGACAAGAGAGAGAUUACACUCAACUCACUUACAUCGAGUCAAUUAUCGAGGAAACCUUAAGGCUUCACCCAAUAGCCACCAUGCUUCUACCCCAUACUGCCCUACAGGAUUGUCAUGUAGCAGGCUAUGACAGACCAAAAGGUACAAUUUUAAUGGUGAACACUUGGAGUAUCGGAAGGAACACGAGGCAUUGGGAGUCACUGGGAGAAUUCAUUCCGGAGAGGUUCGAAAGGAAGGACGAUAUAGAUGUCACCGGACAUCAUUUUGUGCUCUUACCAUUUGGUUUGGGUCGGAGGAAGUGCCUGGGAUAUAGUCCUGGGAUUCCUAUCAUUAGGGUAAUGUUAGCCAAGAUAUUGCACGGAUUUAAUUGGAGAUUGCUGGAUGGCAUAAAUUCGCAAGACAACUAA